Molecule: messenger RNA, 2444 nt
Organism: Aaosphaeria arxii CBS 175.79
Lineage: Eukaryota; Fungi; Ascomycota; Dothideomycetes; Pleosporales
Exons: 5
Coding region: 83-2296 (737 amino acids)
Source: RefSeq, a predicted model, not a curated record
AACUCUUUAUAGUCAUUUUAGUAGUCAUCGGUGCCGAAUUACACUGUUACAUUGAGUACAAAGCUGAUCAAACAUCGCAAGAAUGUCGUUGACGGCACCUUAUACGAAUGCAAUGCGCAUCGGACAAGGCUUCAAUACGUACACACAAGAAAUACGCCUGGAGGAUGCAGUACGGGUGCUCUCAGGAAAAGAGAGCGAAUCCCCAACCGAUCCAGGUCAACACAACAGGAGUCUCGUCAAUUUGCCCUCGGCAGAAAGGCUCGAUGGGAGCGCCAACGGCUCUGAAAACGUGCCCUCAGUUCCUGCGAAUAGCAUAUCCGAAGCAAAAGAUGGCCUCUUAUCCCCCCUGCCCACCCAUAGGCAAGCUCUAGGUAGUGUAACAGAUGUAGUGUCGUCUGGAGCGAACAUAGUACCAUUCGAUAUUCCGAGAGCACCGUCUCCUUUGACAAGUCAAAGCGUCACCUACUCCACCAGGGCGAUUGAGAACGUUAGCGACAUAAUGGAUGCGUUGAACAUUUCAACUUCGAUGUCGAUCAAAUAUGGGACAAUUCAUGGUAACGGCAAUGCCUCGUUCGUUAAUGAGACAAAGGUUCUGGAUAGCGACCUCAACUACGUUGUUUCCGUGACCGUUAACAAUGAUCCUCGUUCCUCAGUCAAAGACAUGGAUUUCCAGGAUAUACCGGGUCUCCCGCUUGACAGAUUCACAGAAGUGUAUGGAGAUUCCUUCAUCUCUGGCUUCAUGGAAGGGGGCGAGUUCAACGCCGUCAUUUCUGUUAAAAUAAACGAUAAGAGCAGGUUCAAGGCAGUCAAACAAGCAGUGGAUGUGCAACUAGCCGUCGGUCCUCCUACGCUUGAGGUUGGAGCGAGCGAGUCAUUUGGUAAAGACCACGCCGAAACCCUGAAGAAUACAGAGAUUUCGAUCUCCGUCAAUUGGGUCGGUGGCGGCGAAAUCAAGAAACCCGGAGUGCCAUGGACCAACAAGACCGUGGUAGCCGUUGCCAAUGCAUUCCCAUCUAUGGUAGCUCGAUCAUCCGCGAGAACCCAGGCUAUUCUCACUAGAUACACUUCCCUCAGAUCCUUUCAAGUGUGGAAGUGGAAUCGGCUCGUGGAAGAACGACGAAUUUGGGAGUCUAGUCCGGCCAACCAAAAAGGGGGCGAAAACAACAAAGAUGGCAAGCAAAGAUAUGAGGAGCCAGUCAUCAUUCUCAACUAUGUACCAUGCUCACUUUACACUGCUGAUCUAUUCGACGCACUGAUGAACUACAAAAAGUUGUGGAAACGAAUUGGAGAGAUGCUCCAAAAUACUUCACAAUACAAGCUCAGAUCAUCUGCGUCGAAGACACUGGCCAAGGAUAAAGAUACUACGACCAAGCCUUCUCCUCUUUUGACCAGGAUGGCAACCCCGACUGGUAUCACUUCGCGCUCUUCAAUUGCCAACGGAUCACCCUGCGACACCAAGGCAGUAGAAACCAAUGGAAUAGAGCGUGCUUACACAUUUGAUGUUGAAGAGGGCACGUUAGGAUGGAAUCUCCUCGAGAACAACACGCGGCGCGAUCCAAUACCACCUGAGCCCGUCGCGUUAAAUGAGGCCCGCCUUCUAUGUAGGGAGGCUAUGACUUUGAUAAUUGAAGAGGCAUCAAGACUGGUGGAUCAUCCACAUCUUGCGUACGCAGAGUAUGACGACAGAACCAAAUCAACUCGAAUGAAGCGCCCAAACUAUGCUUACCCACAGGUUCUGAAGGAACGCCUUCCCGUUCCCAUUCACAAUGAUAUACUAUCCGACCUCUCUACUGAUGGUGCAUACCUGAAGACGAUAGCAUUUGCAGGUGGUGAGGACAACAUUUGGUUUGAACCGGACAUGAUUGGUGAUCCAAAAGCAAACGAAGAUGACUUGAGUCGAAAAUUUGGUGCCAGCAAAUACGAAGACUUCAGCACCCUGGAGCUCACGGAGCCAAAGGGAACAAAAGGCCUCAACCCGUUGCGGCGCAUAUCUCUCCACAGCAGGCAGAGAAUGCCAUCGGGACGAUUGGACUUGCCCGCGUGCAAGACGACCCCUCAACUGCGAAGGCAGACGGCUGUGUCCACCACCUUGGUCACCUGCAUCACAGUGACUCAGACGACGCUGCAAGCUUCAAAGCACUCGAGCUCGGCAACGUCGACAUCACCAAGAUUGAUGUGGCAUACGUCCCAGGCUCAGGCUACAUUGCUGGAAUUACAUUCUUCGACGAGAUCGAUGGACAGACGACGGAGCGGCUCUCGUGGAAGCAGUGGGAGGGGAACGCCCCAGCGGGCCUAGUUCAUAUCUCUAAUGAGCCGCCUGAUGGAAGAGCCGUAUGGAAGUUUGUAGGACUAUCUGGGAGCUGGAUAAAUACAGUAGGGCAUGGGCAUGUACUGGCGAGAAUUAGUGGUAUAUGGAAAAGGAACGACGUAUAGAGCUGUCUCCG